AUGGAAAGUGACUUGAGUCCCCAGGAUAAAAAAGACUUGGAUAAGUUCAUUAAGUUCUUUGCCUUGAAGACUGUACAGGUGAUAGUCCAGGGUCGCCUCGGUGAGAAGAUAUGCACUCGCUCGUCUUCGUCUCCUACUGGCUCUGACUGGUUUAAUCUGGCAAUCAAAGACAUCCCAGAAGUAACCCAUGAAGCUAAGAAAGCAUUGGCUGGCCAACUGCCAGGCGUCGGACGCUCAAUGUGUGUGGAGAUCUCCCUCAAGACGUCGGAGGGGGACUCAAUGGAGUUAGAGACUUGGUGCCUGGAGAUGAAUGAAAAGUGCGACAAGGACAUAAAAGUGUCGUAUACCGUCUAUGACCGUCUAUCCGUCCUUCUUAAAUCUCUGCUGGCGGUCACCAGAGUAACGCCUGCCUACAAACUGUCCCGAAAGCAGGGACAUGACUAUGUGAUAUUGUACAGAAUCUAUUUUGGGGAGGUACAGAUGAGAGGAUUAGGAGAAGGUUUCCAGACGGUACGUGUUGGUGUUGUGGGAACCCCCGUUGGCACUCUCACGCUUUCUUGUGCCUAUCGCACCAAUUUGGCUUUAAUGUCAAACAGACAGUUUGAGCGAUCAGUGCCCAUUAUGGGGAUCAUCGUGGACCAUUUUGUGGACCCUCCCUGCGGCAGCCAGCGACCUGCAACCAUGGGUCAGCCCUGCAACUACAGAGCGCCAGAUGACGAUGAUGGGGAAGCAUUUGCAGGAGUUCAAGAUUCACAGGAGGUUUGCACUACUUCCUUCUCCACUUCCCCUCCCUCGCAGUGCAUCUGCACAUUGAGUCCUUCUCCUUCUAAACUGUCUAAGGCUCUUCCUCUGGACAAUCCCCAAUUUCCACUGGUUACCGGGAUGGUCACUCACACUCUGUACGCUUCUAGGCUCUCCUAUCAGCCUACUGUUCUAGCAGGGACUACUGAGCUGUGCCAUACUGCCGUCAAUCCAAACCAGGCACUGCAUGCUGGCAAGGACGACGGGGUUGUGUUGCAUCCAGCGCAGGCCUAUCAUUGCCCUGAUGCCCAAGUGACAGUGGAGCACAUGCCCAACACGCCUGGCAGCAGCGGUGACGAUGACCUUUUGUCCCAAAGCGGAGACGGAAGGAGAAGUGCUUCUCCUUCCGACCCAGUCGCGUCUCUUAAUGCUUUCACAAGGAAAGUUGGAGCCUUUGUCAAUAAACCCAAUACACGGCACUCCGCCACAAUGGACCUGCCAUUUGCGGCAUUUGCUCCCCGAGGUCUAGAUUCUGAAGACAAUGAUCCCAUGGUACAUCCUCCGGACUCUCCUCCUUGCAUGUCCCCUCUGCAGGCCAGCCUUCACUCUCAGGGCUCAGAAGAAUCAGGGCAGCAAGAUGACUUUGUCAUGGUCGACUUUCGGCCGGCGUUCUCGAAAGACGACUUAUUGCCAAUGGAUUUGGGAACGUUCUACAGAGAGUUCCAGAAUCCUCCACAACUGGCCAGCCUCUCACUUCACAUCAGUUCCCAAUCGAUGGCCGACGAUCUCGACUCGCUCCCGGAAAAGCUGGCCAUCUACGAGAGAAACAUUGAUGAAUUUGACGCCUUCGUGGAUAUGCUCCAAUAG
Messenger RNA from Nerophis lumbriciformis (worm pipefish), 1608 nucleotides. The record is from RefSeq and is a predicted model, not a curated record. Lineage: Eukaryota; Metazoa; Chordata; Actinopteri; Syngnathiformes; Syngnathidae.